Messenger RNA from Salvelinus namaycush (lake trout), 9405 nucleotides. It is a transcript of the gene alms1, whose product is annotated as ALMS1 centrosome and basal body associated protein. Gene Ontology annotation, cellular component: centrosome; centriole; cytosol. The coding region runs from base 1 to 9405 and encodes 3134 amino acids. The transcript has 27 exons. Gene Ontology annotation, biological process: regulation of centriole replication. The record is from RefSeq and is a predicted model, not a curated record. NCBI's taxonomy places the organism in Eukaryota, Metazoa, Chordata, Actinopteri, Salmoniformes, Salmonidae.
AUGUCGUUCGCGAAUCUCCCGCUCAAGAUUUGCGGGCUUCCUAGCAACCGCCCUUCGAUACGAACUGUGAAGGAAGCGAAGCGCCCCUGGCUCGGAGACAACAGCAACAUGGAGCCUCAAGAGCCAACUUCUCCCGCAGACGAGGCAGAUGUCAACAGAAGGACUGAGUCAUGGUUCCAUCUCCCAGCAGAAGAGGACAGGAGUCAGUUCCUGGGUCUGGAAUUUCAGGACAGUCGUCUGUCACCUGCCCUCGCUCUGCUGCCGGAGUACGACUUCUCGGGAUACUCUCUCUUCCAACAAACAACAGACUUAGAGUUUGCCCCUUUAAGGGGGUCUCCAGACGUGUCUGUAGCCUCUGAGAGGUUUCUGACACCGCAGGCCAAGAAGGGCAGUAGCGGCGUUGUCCAGUCGUCUGACCCUCACCGUGCCUCUCUGUCCCAGCAUCCUCUAGCCUACACCUCCACCCUGUCUGAGCACCCUCUGGGUCACACUUCCACCCUGUCUCAGUCAGAGGAGCGGGCCAGUAGCUGCUGCUCCCUCUCCGAACACAGCAUGUCCCCUGGUGACGAGUUGGGACAACCAGAGGAGGACCGCUACGCAGCCACCGUCAGAGAUAACGAGGGGCAGAAGACUCAUCGUUCUGGGACACGUACCAGUCUCCUUGACCCAGACAGAGCUCUGUCCGUGCUCCCUGACGACAACGCUUCCUUCCUCAGCGGGGACAUCCCUGCUAGAAAGCUGCUGGAGCUGCUCCAGAAGGACGUUGGGAUGCCCAGCGGUAGCAGCAGUGCUCUCUCCUCUGCCUCUGAGACCUCUCUCAACAGGACUAACUUCUUUGGGGGAGAAUCCAGGAGUGACAGCUGUGUUUCCAAACCAGGUGGCUUGAGAGAAGAGAGGGAUGUGAGCCAAAGAGUGCAGCCUGACGUCUCACCUGAGCUGCAGCCUGACGUCUCACCUGAGCUGCAGCCUGACGUCUCACCUGAGCUGCAGCCUGACGUCUCACCUGAGCUGCAGCCUGACGUCUCACCUGAGCUGCAGCCUGACGUCUCACCUGAGCUGCAGCCUGACGUCUCACCACCAGUCACAGGGAGAAGAGAAGGCCCUCAAGGAGGAGCCUCCAUCUCACCUGAGAAGACGGAGAAACUCAAAAGUAAACAGUCUUCGCGGAUGUCUGAAAUUUCCAACAUCACCAUCCGUUCCCUGAGCAGCCAGCCGGAUGAAAGCAGUAAUGCGCUCCGCAGGCAGCUCUGCUCGGAGCUAGAGAGGAGUCUGGACUCUGAGCCUGGAGCAGAGACCCAGAGAGGUGCAGGCCGUGGGCCCGUACCCUCCUUACACAGUGAAGUCAACACACUUGACAUUGUCACCAAUACACCUAACGUUUUAACAACUGGAUCCGCCAAAGGGAGGUUGAGCGUGACCAGAGGGCUACUGGACAGUGUGUUAGGGGCCGGGGCCGGGGUCGGGGCCCAGUUUUCAGCAGGGUUCAGUGUGGAGCGAGGUCAUAGGGAGACAGACCUCUGGUCCUCAGGGAACCAGACAGGCAUAGAACAAGACGUCUCGUUCCUGAGCCUCCUCCCCCAGCCCGUGUCCCAGUCCACCCCAGGUGUGUUCCUCCACGCUCCAGUCAGAUCCAGCACUAAGCUGUCUGCCCUCACCUUUAACAUGGAGGUCUCUCAGCGCUCUUCAGGCUCCAGAGUCUCCUCCCAGCCCCAGCCUGCUGUAGUCACCCUGCCUGAUAGAGCCACCCCUGUCCCGGACCCCCCUCUGCCUGCCAGAGAGACAGUACAGGAGCCCCCAGGAAGAAGCCACCAUUCUCUCCCCAGUCUCAACUACCUACAGAAGGUUGAUGCCUGGAAGGCCAACCAGAGUUCAAACAAGAUGUCGUUCUAUGACAACCUGUCUCUUCAGGGCUUCUCCGGGGUCUCUCCCAAGCAGAAGGCCUACGAUGCAGUCUCUGAGUCUCUGACCCGUAUGCUGACUCUUCCACAGCUGGGCAACCAGACCCUCAGCAGGUGUGAAUCUGGACCCUCCUCCCCUACCAGAGGGGAGGCAGCAGGUAGUGGUCUUCCCGAGAGAGAGGACACAGCAGGGCCUGUAGGAGGGCCAUCCCCCCUGGGCAGGUCUCAGUCUCACUCCUCCCUCAACACAGUGGUCACGUCUAUCCAGAGAGCUCAGCAUGCACAGACGCACACUGACCAGGACAGCAGCCAGACACAGACAGAGGAGGAGAGCGCUCCAGGGCAGCCCAGGGAGUUGGAGAGGACCCAGGGAGGGUCAGGGUCAGACAGGGUUCAGUCAGGAGGUAGACCUGAACAGCCCAGUGGUGCUCCAACCGAGCCCUCUCCUUUCAUCAGCCUGGGACGCUUCAGUAACGUGUCAUCAAACCGAGACGUCCUCUCCAGCUCCCAGGACAGUGGUCACAGUGGGCAGAACUUUGAGGUGUCCGUCAGGGCUGCUUCUUCUGUGGUCAGUCUGGAGGUGGAUAACUAUGCCCCGUACUGGUCCUCCAAACCCUCCUCACCACACAAGGAGAGGGAGCUCAACAUUGAAGAAAGGAUUCCGAUGUACCUUCACAACCUUGGGAUCGACCAAUCUCCUUCUACGAUCCUCAAUCCCUUUGGACCUCGAGGGCCAAUCAGAGAGCCAGAGUUCUCUCCCACUGAUCUGUGCACCAUAAAGGGAUCCACAGCCACUGGCACGCCAACCAAGAGCACACAGCCUUCUGAAGGCGACAGCCCUCAUAAAGGAGAGUUCUCGAGGUCCAGCCUGCUGUCUGUGGCCUCAAGCAUGUCUCUACCUCUCAGUGUGGACAGCCUCCAUCUCCAUCCCAUAAGGAGCCAGGCAGAGAACACCAGGGACUGCCUGUCCCCGUCUCCGGGACCAGACAGAGACAGGUCUCCCAGCCAGGGCAGUCUGAGGAUGGCCCUCUGCCCCCUGGAUAUCUCAGUGGAGAACACAGUGGUCCAGGACUCCCAACAGGAUCCUCAUUGUCUCCAGCCAUCCUCCCCUGCACCACAGUCCACCCAGCCCCAAGACCUCCACCUCUACCAGAUCCCUGCACCACAGUCCACCCAGCCCCAAGACCUCCACCUCUACCAGCUCCCUGCACCACAGUCCAAUAAUCAAAAGUACCCUGGCUUGCUUCCGGACCUACAAUCCUCUGCGCCACAACAGAGAGACAGCAGAGUUAAUGUCUCUACCCAGGCUGCUAUAGAGCUGGCAGGGAGGCUUGAGUCCAGUUCUGACAGCUUAUCUCAGUACAGAGACAGGGUCAAAAACAGCUUAUCUCAAAACAAAGAUGGCGACCGAGACAGUUUAUACAGGGACAGAGACAUCUUGUCUCAAUACAGAGACAGAGCAGUAGCAACCUGUCCCCAGGUUAACACCACCAUGGAUCGUAGUAAUCCUGACGAUUCCUUCGUAGGCUCCCAGACUCUGCAGGACAUUAGGCUUUUGCUGGGCCGGGCUGAAAACAUUGUGUCGGGUGGCUCCUCCUCCUCUGGCGCCUCCUCCCACCUCCUCCACUCUGACGAUGACAUCCUGCUCCUCUCUCUCAGGAGGAAGAUGGAAGGAUUCCAGGACUCCUCCUUCACCUCCUCCUCUGGUGGGGCCGGAGUGGGGGACCUAAGGAGUCACUCCUCAUUGCUUUGGGCCCGCUCCUCCUCUGACUCCAUGCUACCGGGGGUUAGGAAGAGAGAUGAGAGCUCUGCCUACAGCGGGGAAGGUCAUGUCAGGCUAACCAGAGAAGCAGAGCACCAGUCCACACCCGCCAGAGAGGAGUCUGGGAGACUACUACAGGACAGAGAGCAUUAUGGGAGACCACAGGACAGUUCUGAAGACAGAGAGCAUUAUGGGAGACCACAGGACAGUUCUGAAGACAGAGAGCAUUAUGGGAGACCACAGGACAGUUCUGAAGACAGAGAGCAUUAUGGGAGACCACAGGACAGUUCUGAAGACAGAGAGCAUUAUGGGAGACCACAGGACAGUUCUGAAGACAGAGAGCAUUAUGGGAGACCACCACAGGACAUCUCCGGCGGUAGCUCCACCUUCCUCCUGACCGAAUCCGUGCGGAGGGCGGAGCCUGAGGGCUGCAGUGCCGGCCUCUCGGACACGAGGAUUGGCCCUGUGCUGUUGUCAGUUAUGCCGGUCAGCCAACCUGGUCCCUCAUUGGGUGAUGCUGUCGGUGGCAAGCUGCAGCAGGCUUCAACAACAACAGUGGGAGGAGGGAACACAGUGCAGGUGGCUCCAGCAGAAGAAAACUCUUCCUCCUCUUCGUCCUCCUGUCCCGUGGGCUCUGAGCAGGGGUGCGGAGGUCUGUCUGAGCAGGGGUGCGGAGGUCUGUCUGAGCCGGCCCAAGGUGGGGAUCAGGGUGGAGAUGCUCUGAGUGAUGGUGGUAGCAGCAGUGGUAGUUCUCUAGCAGCCAGGGUAGCCAGGUUGCUCCAGAGUGAGUCUCCAGCCACGGUGGUGUCCCUGUCCAGCCGAGCUAGUACCGCCACCGCAGACCUGGAGGAAAGCAGAGCCAGAGAGUGGCUGAGGAUGAAGGUGUCGGGGCAGCAGUGUGAAACUCUGGAGCUCAACACGGAGGAUAGACAACGCAUAGAAGAGAUCAAGAGAGAGAUACUCUUUAAACACCCACUAAAGAGCCAGAGGAGCAUGGACACGGACAGCAGUACUGCGUCCAGCCUUGUAGGUCCAGGGGGCCAGCCUCCCUCCCUACCCCAGCCUGAGGAGCAGUUGGGUGCGGAGCAGCAGCAGUUCAGGGCCCUGAGGGCAGCAGAGGACUGUCUGUCCCACCAGCUACAGCAGCUGAGCAGGAACCCGUUUGACGACAGCGUUGAGCUGCGUACCCCUCUAAGGCAGGACCUAGAGGGCCGGGUCAGACAAAUCGCCCUCCGAGAGGGGUUAUACGUCCUCCCUAGAACGCACCCUCCACCCCUCACCUCCAUCACCAUUGCUACCUCCCGCCGCUCCCCCCUCCCCGAGCCUCUACAGGUGUCCCGGUUCACCUUAGAAGGGGUCUCCCAACCCACAGUGCAGGGGUGGCUACCUCAGACACAGCCCCAGCAGCAGGGGAGGGAGAGCACCACCACCUCGACACACUGCUCCAUGUCCAGAGACCCAACCACCAUGACUGGAUCACAGGCCAACAGCAGCAGUCUGUACCCCAGAGACAGAAAGACACGCCUGGGACAGGAGCCGGGCCAGGAGCCGGGCCAGGAGUCGGGCCAGGAGUCGGGCCAGGAGUCGGGCCAGGAGUCGGGCCAGGAGUCGGGCCAGGAGUCGGGCCAGGAGUCGGGCCAGGAGCCGGGCCAGGAGCCGGGCCAGGAGCCGGGCCAGGAGCCGCUGCCUGGUGGAGACCAAGAGAACCACUUUGCUGGUCCCCCCCACUCUGCAGCUCCUCUCCCUCUAACCCCAGGCAUGUACGGGCAGAUUUCCAGUUCUCACCUCGACGUAGGGCGUCCUGGGUCCAUCAUGGGUUCUGGAGCAGACUGGGUCUCUGGAGCUUGGACCACCAGGACGGGUCAGGUCUCCCACCUCCACCUCACCCUCUCCCCUGGUCCUAAAGGGGCUGAAGAGAGGUCUCGGAGACUUCUGUCCUUUGCUCCUGUCAGACACUCCUCUGCUGUCUCCAGCAGUGUUGACGUAGACGAGAGCCUAGGAUACACCCCCGAGCCUGCCCGGGCCAAUCAGACGGGGUCGCAGGAGAACAGAGAUACAAUUUGGAGACAGGGGCAUGAGACGGCCGACGCCUCAGUUCAGAUCACCACGGGAACGGCAACCUCCACCUUCCCACAAUGCUUCACACCUCCCCAGAGGCUGACUGGUACCGGUCCAUCUAGGCAGGCGGCGCUGUCGGUUCUGUUGCCAUAUAAACCACACGGCAGUGAGGAGAUGUUCUACAUAUCCCAGACACAUACGGACCCACAGCUUUCCCCCGUACGAUCUGACUCCACCAUGGAGAGUUCCCACCCAGGCUCGGACGACGCGGUGCCCCCUCGCUUCAACAUAGAGAUCCUGGGGUCACGAGAGCAGCAGGUGGACCAGGUGGUGGACAGGGGGGUCAACAUCAAACACACAGAGGGUAUCUACAGCAAAAGACAAAGACUGGGAGACAGCUACAGUAUGGAGAGGACAGGUACUGCCGUGCCAGUGGAUGAAGGCCAACCAAUGAUUGACCAGCGUACUCCACAGUCAAUAUGCUUCUCUCAUGUAACAGGAGGGUUAACCAGAGGUCCUGCUAUACCCUCCACCACCACUAGAGUUCCUGCUAUACCCUCCACCACCACUAGAGGUCCUGCUGUACCCUCCACCACCACUAGAGGUCCUGCUGUACCCUCCACCACCACUAGAGGUCCUGCUGUACCCUCCACCACCACUAGAGGUCCUGCUGUACCCUUCACCACCACUAGAGGUCCUGCUGUACCCUCCACCACCACUAGAGGUCCUGCUGUACCCUCCACCACCACUAGAGGUCCUGCUGUACCCUCCACCACCACUAGAGGUCCUGCUGUACCCUCCACCACCACUAGAGGUCCUGCUAUACCAACCACCACCAUUAGAGGUCCUGCUGUACCCUCCACCACCACUAGAGGUCCUGCUAUACCAUCCACCACCACUAGAGGUCCUGCUAUACCAUCCACCACCACUAGAGGUCCUGCUAUACCAUCCACCACCACUAGAGGUCCUGCUAUACCAACCACCACCACUAGAGGUCCUGCUAUACCAUCCACCACCACUAGAGGUCCUGCUAUACCAUCCACCACCACUAGAGGUCCUGCUAUACCCUCCACCACCACUAGAGGGCCUGCUAUACCCUCCACCACCACUAGAGGUCCAUCUGGGGCCAUGAGAGACCAUGGAACCUCAAUCACCAUCUCCACACACACCCAGGGGGUCCCAGACACAGACCGCCUUGUCCAGCCCUCCCUUCGCUGCAGCCUGGGGGUGGGGGAGGAGGAGCUGGAGGUUUUUCAGCCUCUGCAUGUUGAGAUGGACUAUAGUUCUAUGGACCUCCACCAUCACUACCCCAAAACUCACCAUCUUCACAUGGACCACCAGAUCUCCAACGCUCACCUUGUCCGAACCUCAGCCCCUCACCCAGGGAUGGAGCGAGAGCCGGGGAGGCGGGACCACAGUCUAGCCCAGCGGAGUGGCAGCACUCUGGACCAACUGUGGCGCAGGUUCAGUGAGAGGUGGAGCCUGGAGGAGGCCCGGCCCACCAAUGAGAGAGAGGCGUCCCUGCUGGAGCGGCUGGAGCGUCUGUCCCGCCUCAUCCACAGCACCUCCUCCUUCCUCCCAGAGCCAGAACCAAGGCAGCAGACUGACACCACAGAACAAGAGGGAGGAGGGAGGAGAAGAGAACGGAAGAGUAGUAGGAAGGAGGAAGAGAGAAGAGGAGGUGUUGAGGAAGGGAGGAGAAGAGGAGGUGUUGAGGAAGGGAGGAGAGGAGGAGGUGUUGAGGAAGGGAGGAGAAGGAGAGAGGAGAGCAGCAGUGGACGGAGCGAUCCCGAUGCUAACCCUAACCAGGCUAAGCCUCGUGUUCCGCGCCAGGCCUGGGAGCAGCAGGAUGAGGAGCCCGCAGAGGGGGAGGACUGCCCAGCCUCUUACAGCUCUAGCCCCUCCCACCGCCCGGCCCGCAGCCAAUACCUGUGUCCAGCAGAGAGAGAGAGGUCUGGGAGCAUCUCAGGGGAGACCAGCAGCUCCAUGUCUACAAUAGACACAGCCCGACUGGUGAGGGCCUUCGGAGCCCACAGGGUCAGAGGGCUGAAUACAGGAGGGGCUAUCUCCAGUCACAGGACCAGCCACAGCCUUAGUAAACUGUACAGCACCAUCCUUCGGCAGAGCAAGGAGCAGAGGAGAGGAGGAUCCAGAGAGACUCCUCAUAUCCCCCCAGUCCCCUCAGAGUCUACUGGCACUGAUGACUCUGUAGUUCCAGCGGACUCUGCAUCAUCAACCAGCACCUACACCCUCCCCUCGCAUCGUGGCCCCUCCCACUCCAAGAAGGCAGUCAGACAUGUCAGUAAAGGCGUACAGGCAGGGGACCUGGAGAUUGUGAGUAACGGAACGCGUCGCCACACCCGUGACGUUGGCACAACGUUCCCCUCGCCAGGCUCAGCCAGGGGUGCCAGGGUGCUCCCCUCCUCACACUCUGGUAGCAAGAGGGGUAGAGCGGGGGACAGGAGCCCUCCUCCUAAAACCCAGAGGAAGAGGAAGAUGAGCCAACCCUCUGCCAAGCCCUACUACCCUCAAGGUGUAUCAUGGCACAUCCCUGCUGAGGACCUGAGAGCUGAGGGCAGGAAGGAGAACAAUCCAGAGGAGCAGCCUCCCCAGGGCCCGGCCUGGUUUGAACCCUACAGCAGAACCACCCGGCCCUGGAGAGAACCGCUCAGACAGAGACAAAUACAGGACAGGGAGAGACUGACAGACAGACUACAGACCAAUCAGCUGGAGGCUGACCGGGACAGACCCAGUGAGAGGCAGCACAUCAAGCACAGCAUCAUCACCCCUCCUGGGCCUGAACCCACUGGCAACGCCCCCGCCGCUCUGGUCCGCAUCUCUCUCCAGGAAGCUCUGGAGCUGCGCCGGCCAGAGUUCGUGUCUCGGUCUCGGGAGAGGGUGAAGCGUCUGCUGCUGCAGGUGGAGGAGAGGAAGCUGCAGGUUGUCUUCAGCAGAGAGAGAAACGAGCUCUUCAACCAACCCAGAAGACCAGGGAGACUGUCCCAAACUGCAGAUACCAACCGUCCCCCGGUGUCCCAAACUGCAGGUACCAACCGUCCCCCGGUGUCCCAACCUGCAGGUACCAACCCUCCCCCAGUCUCCCAACCUGCAGGUACCAACCCUCCCCCGGUGUCCCAACCUGCAGGUACCAACCCUCCCCUAGUCUCCCAACCUGCAGGUACCAACCCCUCCCACGGGUCCCAACCUGCAGGUACCAACCGUCCCCCGGUGUCCAACCUGCAGGUACCACCCUCCCCCCAGUCUCCCAACCUGCAGGUACCAACCCUCCCCCGGUGUCCCAACCUGCAGGUACCAACCCUCCCCCCAGUCUCCCAACCUGCAGGUACCAACCCUCCCCCCAGCUCUCCCAACCUGCAGGUACCAACCUCCCCCCAGUCUCCCAACCUGCAGAUACCAACCCUCCCAGUCUCCCAACCUGCAGGUACCAACCCUCCCCCAGUCUCCCAACCUGCAGGUACCAACCCUCCCCAGUCUCCCAACCUGCAGGUACCAACCCUCCCCCAGUCUCCCAACCUGCAGGUACCAACCCUCCCCCAGUCUCCCAACCUGCAGGUACCAACCCCCCUAGUCUCCAACAACCUGCAGGUACCAACCGUCUCCCAACCUGCAGGUACCAACCCUCCCCCAGUCUCCCAACCUGCAGGUACCAACCGUCUCCCAACCUGA